Messenger RNA from Linepithema humile (Argentine ant), 5960 nucleotides. RefSeq lists its product as uncharacterized. The record is from RefSeq and is a predicted model, not a curated record. NCBI's taxonomy places the organism in Eukaryota, Metazoa, Arthropoda, Insecta, Hymenoptera, Formicidae.
GGUCGGUCGAUCCCGCUCUCGACGGCUCCUUCUCUUUUCCCUCCUCUCGUUCACGCGCGAUCGUUACUCCGAGAGCGUUACCGCCGAGCGAGAGAGGACCAGCGGCGGCAGGUGAGAAGCGCCAAGACGCUGUCCGUUUCGUUUCCGGCGACACUUGACGCGCAUGACGCUCUCGCCGCGCGACGUCUGUCAUCCGCGGAUGCUGCGCGGAGAAAUGGAAUAACGAUACCGCCUCGCUAGAAGCUCGUUGACAGUUGGGAGCAGCGUGGAUUCGCGCGAGCGGGCAAGCCACGGUGCUACGGAACAUCUCGCAGAAGUUGAAGCGAGCGGAUAUUGUGCGCGAAACAAGCCCGAAUGAUAAUUACAUUGAGAUUCAGAGAGAGAGAGAGAGAGAGAGAGAGAGCUUGAGAUAAAUCGAGGAAGAUUAUCGUGCUCCAGCUGGAGAUAAAUCUCGCGGUGCGGAUGUUGCGCGGUCUGGAAAUCUAAAGCAGGAUUUUGCAUUAAGAUUAAGGAGCUUGAAUUAAAUAGAGGACACGUAACACUAUAGCUACAGCACUCACGAAAAUUCUAUACCCUACGAAACAGGUCAACAGUUUCGACAAACAAGUCUGCGAUCAAAAAUUCAAACGAGGCUUGAUCGAAGUGUUUUCGCAAGAAGCAGUCGAAUCGAGACAUUUAGGCUUCGAAGCGACUCAAGACGGAUCAACCUCCAGCAAGACAAAUUAGCGGUGCGGAUUAGUUGCGCAGAUAGAAAAUCUGCGUAACGAUCACAGACUGGAUAAGGCGCUUAAGCGGCUCAGGAUAGCGAGAUUAAACGGCUUAAUUUUCGGAACGAAUCGAGCCAACUGUAGGCCGAAUAGGGAAACGCGUGCCCAACGCGAAAGAUCAACUGACCGAAACGGGACGACCGAUACAAGCGGCUUAGAUUAAUAGUCCAAGUUCGAGGCGAGUCAGCACGGAUACUCGUAAAUUCGAUAUCCCGGCACGAGACAACGCGCCGCGCGACCUCAUAAAGACGCGCAAUCAGCACAAGACGAGACAAGCGGCGGCGGCGGCAAAACGCGAUCAGCCGGUCGUUGCACUUAGCCUGCUCGCUCCGGUAAAUCUCCUGCGAACGCCUCCUCGCGAUAUACCGUUACCAACCACGACACGCCGAUCCGACGAGGCCCCACCGCCUCUUACAUCCGCGCGUGCGAUAGCGGGAGGACCGUUUCGCGCCGGCUGCGAACCGGAUUCCCAAUUCCGCUUCUGUAUUCAAACGAAAACGCCCCGAGCGCGCGUCCGCGCUCGAGUGGAGUUGAAUUAGGCGCAGCCAGCUGUCGGAAAGCGUUCGCGACGAAGCGGCGAUUAGGUCGCGCGAGGACAGACUUUUAGAAGGAAACGAGCGACUGGAAAGCGAUCGAGCGAUUUCCUUCGACCUCUCUCAGAACAUCCAGGUGCUAAUUCCGAACGAGUGAAAGAGUGUUGAUCGCCGCACGGGAGGAGGACAGUCAGGUGGCAGGCGAGAAAAUUCCCGCCGUCGUUAUGCGCGCGCUGACCGAAGCGAUGAAGCAUCGCGCGAUCAGCUGACUAGUCGAGCUGUUCGGCGGACGUACCGCUGAUAAGGACGCUACCCAGGACAAACGAUCCCAGCAACGCCCGUCGCCCACUUGCUCUGUCAUGACUUUUGGCACGCCGUUCCACAGCGACAAGUCGCGGCUGGCCAGCGAGAGUUCCACUCGGACUGGCAGUAUGGCAGCUGAGGAGGGAAUGCUGGGCGGCGGUCUCGGCGCGAAAUUGAAAUGCCCGACUCCCAUAUCGCGACUGAGGGUGGAGAAAAUCGAGGGCGGCUUGAUGGUGGCCGGCGUAGUAAUAGCGGCGAACUGCCAGAUCGCCCUUCCGGCAUUCGGCACGCUCUUCAUGCUCGUCGGCGCCGUUCUCACUGCUGCUUCUUACCGCGGCCCCGGCGAGGAUGAGGACAAGAACUCGUACGCCGCAAGGAUCGCUUUUACUGGCAAUUCCCGUAUCCUGGGGCCGAUCUGCAUAGUUGUGGGCGCUCUUAUGCUCGCCCUCGGCGUGCUACUCUGCAUGCUUACGAGACGUGCCAGGCGGAGGGAGCGCAGGGUGGGCUUUCACUGUCCGCUUCACGGGGACUUCUACCCUCUGAGUCCUGUCCAGGGUAUCAAAAUGCUCGGGGUAUCUGGCAAGGACGUAAGCGGGUGGCCAAAGAUUCCGUGCUUGAAGGGUCGUGCGUCCGGCAAAGGCGGGAGCGGCGCGGGAGGGCCGCACGUAGGACCGCCUCAGUGUCCGCACUCCGUUUUGAGCAGCACUCGUAGCUCGGUGAGCAGCUCGCCUUUGAGCCCGUGUCCGACGCCUAUGCCGUUCCUGGUGACUUCGGGCUCUGUCAGUAGCGGCAUGGUGCAAAGCGUCGGGGCCAACUUAUCGCCGGACCAAACAUUCGGAUCGAUCCGGUCGCUUUCGGUGACGAGGGAAGUCGCCAGCUUUCCCUUGUCGCGAACACCUACGCCGCCUCCGCAGCACAGACCGCCGGCAGCGCUGGCGACGAACCCCGAGGAGCUGGUGGGCGUCGGUAGUCCUCUGAGGGAGGCCUCGCCCAGGCCGGAGGUGCGCGUGGUCGCGCCAUCCCAUCGGCCACCGUCCGCUUUGGCAGCGGCCAACGGCGGCCACCACCAACACGCCGUCUCCACGGCGAGCCGCAAAUCCGUCAGCAUACUGCUGCCCGAGCAGACCAGUGGAUGACCCCAGCUGCAACAGCAGCAGCAGCAGCAGCAGCAGCAGCAGCGGCAGCAACAGCGACCGCAGCAGCAACAGCACGGCUUCGUGCACCGUUGCGACGAGCAGCCGCUCUCGAUCUAGAAACUCGAUUUAAGUUGAGGUUUACGGGAGGACGAGUUUUGCGGCUGCAACCACGAAGAUGACGCGGUACCGCGUUACGCGUCGCGAUCGUCCGGACGAAACUGAGGGUUAAUUAAUCUCGGCGCGUAUCGCGCGAGUCCGAUCGGGCACGGUCUCCGCAUCGUAGCGAUAGCAAAGUUCGCCAGCGGGAAUGUUCGUCGGGGAACGACGAAUGAUUGACGGCCGGUUAAUGUCGAUUAACGUCAAUCGUAGUUCGACCGAGUCUUCGUCUAGCACGAUCACGAUCGUUUUAGAUAUCGCGAUAGUCGAUGCGAAGUCCGAGGGAGUCGAAUUACGAUCGGCGAUGUAGGUCGAAGUGGCCAGUCGUGAACAGAGCGCGACCGUUGGUUUUUUAUCGCUCGAUCAAACGAACUGAUGUAAUUCGAUUAUUACGAGCCAUCGUUGCUUUUACGGAGACAUUGCCCGACAUUGAUCUCGACUGGAAACCGUGCUCAGUGUCUCCCACAAUUCUUACGCCCGUUGAACGUAAGAAAAAUUUAUAGGAAAAAAAUACACAGCCGGAGAUCGGGGGAUUUUUUAACGUGAUGUACAUAGAAUAUUCGGGAGAGAAGUGAAAAAUAACGUUUGGUAAAUUUUGUGUUUUCGAAUUGCGAUCGAUCGCGCCUCGAUGUAAUUCACGCACGCUUGCAUUAUUAGCGCCAUCGUGCAUUAUUGAUAAUCUGGAGAGGUGUAGCGCGCAAUACUGAUCAGAGGCUGCUAUUUGACAUGACCCUCAUUCGAGGUUGAAAAUUAUACGUUAGCGAGCGUUGUGAUGCCGCAAAGAUGCGCUGUGGGGAUAAAAAAUUGGAAAGAAAACCACACGGAUAGACAAAAACUAACACAUAAGAUCACGGUUCGAACAAUUAUCUUACUCGAAGUAAAACAAAUAAAUCUACGAAUGGCAGCGGACAUUCAUUAACAAAACAUUAACAUUGACUGACUUGCAUCACAUUGUUCGUUAUUUAACGAUUAUGUUUUAUAUGAUAAUAUUGCACGCUUUGCAACAAAAGAUACCAAAACUGUUUCAAAUCGUUGGGCCACCAUACUUUCGCAGCUUAUCGACAGAAGAAUUUUGAUAACAUCUUUACACGCUACGAUUGCUAUCAUCAAUAUGCGCGCUUCUCGCUCCUGCUUUUUUUUAAUUGAUAAAAAGCAAGCACAUGUACAGAUUGGAUUCUUGAAACUACUUAACCGUGAUAAUUACUUGAAGAAACUUGAAUAAGAGAUUCAAAGUAAAGAGUUUAUCGAUAUAAAAUAUAAUAUAUACCGAAGAUUGUCAUUUUUUUAUAAGAAAGAAAUAGUUUAGCUAUUUCUUUGCAUUGUUAAGUAACUAAUAGAUUUAUAAUAAAAAAUUAAUAUUUAUUUAAGUCGGAAAAAUUAUAUAACAUUAGAAAUGCCAAAUUUUAGGUUGUUUAUUGUAGAUUGUUUUGCUAAAAGUCCAAUUCUACGAGCUUAAUAUGCGAAUACGAUCUGCCUUUUUGCGCAAAUCAAAUUCUAUUCUCGGCAGCGCAUUAGAAUUCGAAACAUCCCUUUUCCGCGUACCGAAACGUCUGGCGAAGAGACAUCCAGCACGGUUUCGCACAACUGUUAUAGCGCAUUAAUUAAGUCUCAGUUUAUUCUCGACUCGCGGCCGAGCGACGCGCCUUUCCUAUCUAGAUCGCUAAGAAGAGCGAGGUCCGCCGUCUCGACCACGGCGGAACCACCGAGAUAUCCGUCGCAACGGCGCGCGUUUCUGGCCAAAAGUAGUUCUUAAGGUAUUCCCGCGCGCAAUUUAGCACGUCUCUUCGAAAAGCGGGGAAGCAACGAAGCGAGAGAAGCUGAGAUCGGUCCGUGUCCCCUCUUCCUCUUUAUUCUUGCGAAUUCACCUCUUCCAGCACUGAAGCGGAGUCUCGUGGAUUAAUUAGAUUUGUCAGAGCGGCAGUUUAGAGUCCGCGAAUCAAGUUCACACUAGUUGUUGCCACUUCACUCUGCAACCUAGAGGCUCAAUUCGUCGAAAUUUCCUUUCCUAUUAGCAACGUAAGACAGGCCUGUAAAAGGGAAAAGAUAUCCGGCCGACGGCGGCUGUAGAAUCGAUUCCGGAGCGACAAUUCUAGACCAUCUGAGCGGAACAGGCGCGCUCCACGUACUCGAGGCGUCUCGAGCAUUUCGCUGACUCGACCGAGAGAGCGAUUCUUGGUGCUGGAAGGUAGGCCGAGAGGACAAGUCCCUCUCCUCCCUCGCGGCCGAAUCGAUGUCGCGAGGGCGGCGGAGAUUCCCGUUUUCAGAUCCAGGUAGGUAGAUAACCGAAUAGACAAAUCGCGCGGAUCAUUCGAACGGACGUUGGCAGACGUUCAGAAGCUUCGCCUAGACCGGCCGAUGUACGACCCAAUUUGCGCAGGAUCGGGUGACGCUCUUAUUUUUAGCCCGGGCGAAUUAUGUUCGACCCGCUCAGCUGAUUCAACGAACGGACACUUACCGGCGCUCAUGCUAGCAAGAUAGAUUUCCUCUUCGACAGAUUUCCCGUGCGAUGCGGCGCGAUAAUUCAUCUUUUUUUUCUCCUCCACAUCGCUCCUUUGUAAUAUUCAUCCAUUUUUUCAAAUGUAAUUAAUUUUAUACGCAGCAGAUCGUGAUUCAAGCAGAUUAUUUAUCAUGAUUAAAUAUCGCCUGCAGAUUUAUAUAGGAUUAUUCGUCACGUUGAAAUGUCAUUAAUGAAUUUACAUAAGAUUUACGUGGGUUUCUUCGCAAUCAUAAGUGACUUGUGUAACUUCCGAAAUGACAUUUGAGAUUAAUAAAUUAAUAUUUCUAUAUAAAUAUCGGCAUCUGCGGGAAAAACUGCUUGAGAUAUCGACUAGUAUCUGAUUGAGUCGGGACGGAAAGUGAAAGGGUUGGCAGAGCGGAUUGUAACAAUUGACAAUCUAUCUAUCAUAGAGAUACCCGUAUUGUGUUAGAUCGCGAGGAAGAAUUGGCAGAGAAAGGUUUGGAGGAUACGGAAACUUGAACGAAUUACGAGAUCGAAAUUUUAUCUAGCUGACUAAAUGGGAACGGCGGAAGAUCGAAUUCCAACGAUCGAACGAAUUUCAAAAUGU